AUGUUGACGCAGGAAGAAGUUCGACAGAAACUGCUAGAAUUCGAGUAUACCUUGCUCGAUGCACUCACCCGGGAGGUAGAUGAAUCCUAUUACAGUCAUCUGAGGCAACUCACGGAAAUUGUACGGCGCGAGUUUGCUCUUCAGCAAGAGCAAGGUACACUCACAAAUGCUACAUUGCAGCUUGGUGCAAGAGUGAGUGAUCGCCUUGAGCAACUGGGCCACAUCCUGCACGAGCAGCGGACGCAGAUGCAGCGCAUUCAUUCAAAUGCAAGUCAAGAGCUUGUUCUCAUUCUGCGCAGUCCUAUACCACGCUCAAGAGCAUCAGGAAGUCUGCGAGACCGCCGAGAUCCUACGUUGAACGCGAAACACAUGCGUGACUGGUUUCUCCGCCACCUGGGGCAUCCAUUUCCUUCGCGAGAAGACAAAGAACAGAUUCUUGCUGAGACUAACGCAUGCAUACGCGAUCGGACGCUGCGUUUGAAAUAUACUCAGAUUGUACUGUGGUUCAUCAACACGCGUCGUCGCUCUGGGUGGACCGCAUUCUUAAGACAUUAUGCAAGAGGGGAUAAGGUCAAACUUUUCAAUCUCGCCCAAGCCAUUGAAAAUGAAGAGGGCGGUACACAUGAGACGCGCCAAUGGUCAGCAGGUCAUGCGAUCACUCUCACACCUGCAUCAGCUGUUCAAGCUAACAAACCUAUGCUCAGUGAUCCCAACACAAGCUCAGGGCUAAGUCUUCAGUCUCUUCUGCCGAACAUGGAUGAUAUUGCUAGACGAGCGAUGAAACGAGAGUGGUCAAACAUCGUUGAUCGUGUGCGGAUCGGUGCUAAAGAACGCAUAGGGGACUGGGUCGACGAAGUUAUCAGCGCACCAAGCACAGCUUCUUCGUCAUCACAAUCGCGUCGGCAUUCUACACGUCGAACGACCCCAUGA
Messenger RNA from Malassezia globosa CBS 7966, 930 nucleotides. RefSeq lists its product as uncharacterized. NCBI's taxonomy places the organism in Eukaryota, Fungi, Basidiomycota, Malasseziomycetes, Malasseziales, Malasseziaceae. Bases 1 to 930 code for a protein of 309 amino acids. Gene Ontology annotation, biological process: regulation of transcription by RNA polymerase II. The record is from RefSeq and is a predicted model, not a curated record. The transcript has a single exon. Gene Ontology annotation, molecular function: RNA polymerase II cis-regulatory region sequence-specific DNA binding.